Molecule: messenger RNA, 1260 nt
Organism: Corylus avellana
Lineage: Eukaryota; Viridiplantae; Streptophyta; Magnoliopsida; Fagales; Betulaceae
Product: nucleolar essential protein-like protein
Biological process (GO): rRNA base methylation
Cellular component (GO): nucleus; small-subunit processome
Molecular function (GO): rRNA binding; rRNA (pseudouridine) methyltransferase activity
Source: RefSeq, a predicted model, not a curated record
UAAAAAUGUAGUGAUUUCUCACACUAUUUCUCGUAGUUAUAUAUACGCUUUUUUCGAAGACCCUAACCUACCGCCGCCUGCAACUCCCUUUGCGCCGAUAGAGCUGCUGCCGCUACCUGCGACUGCUACUGCUUACUUUUAAAGGUUUAGGGUUUAAGGAGAAUCAUUCCUCUCCCUCUGUAUUUGGCUCAGAACUUUGUUGGAAGCCACAGAAACAAUGGUGCGGCCUUUUGCGGUGAAGGGGAAGAAGCGGAAGAAGAGGGAAGAGGUUUAUGACAGAGAAGAAGAAGGAGAAGUAGCAGAACAACCAGGGCAAGAUGCAAAAAUAGCUUUGACAGAGAAAACAAGUAAUCAUGAGGAAGAGGCAGAGGAAGGAGAAGAAGGAAAAGAGGUAGCGAAUGAUCUCGAGGGUAUUCCAAUCGCCCCAAGUGACCAUCAGAAUGCCAACAAAGAUGGGAUCAUCUUCAUUCUUGAAAAGGCUUCUUUGGAAGUGGCAAAAGUUGGAAAGAGUUACCAGCUCUUGAACUCGGAUGACCACGCCAAUUUCUUGCGGAAAAAUAACAGAAAUCCUGCUGAUUACAGGCCCGACAUUGUUCAUCAGGCUCUCCUAAUGAUUUUGGAUAGCCGAAUUAAUAAGAGUGGGAGGUUGCGAGCUGUGUAUGUGAGAACUGAGAAAGGUGUUCUUAUUGAAGUUAAACCAUACGUUCGUAUUCCAAGGACAUUUAAGCGGUUCGCUGGUAUCAUGUUGCAGCUGCUACAAAAACUGAGUAUUUCUGCUGUUGGUAAGCGUGAGAAACUUUUGCGUGUGAUCAAGAAUCCUGUAACCCAAUAUCUACCCAUCAACUCUCGCAGAAUAGGCUUCUCACAUAGUUCAGAUAAAUUGGUUAAUAUAAACCAAUAUGUGGCUUCUGCUGGUAGUGAUGUUGACCUUGUUUUUGUGGUUGGUGCAAUGGCCCAUGGGAAAAUUGAUAAAGAUUACGCAGAUGAUUUUAUAUCAGUUUCUGGUUACCCUCUGAGUGCUGCGUACUGUAUUUCAAUGAUUACCAUUGCUUUGGAGGCGAAGUAUAGUAUCUUGUGAGCCCUACUCUCUUCUGCUAUUCUCAACAAUGGUAUUUAAAAAGUUGGUACUCAAUUCUUUGAUUUUAAAUGAGUACAUGUAGUCCAUAGAGUGCAGUGCUAUGAGGAACAUUAACAUUUUGUUGUAGGAUUUAUGCAAUAUCUGUCAGUUAUUAUAAGUAUUGUGGUUGGUAUUGUCAUUUA